UCAAACAGAAUGUUAAAAAAUGCUUUUCCUCAGAGAGGAUGAUGUAUGUUAUGUAUGAUAUACUGUAAUAUCAGCACUUUGCAGUGUAUUAUUGUCAGGUAUUGGCAAUUCUUAUGACAUCAAUAUCACUAUCAGGUUAGAGUGUAACGUUCGAUAUAGUUACAUUUGAAAUGUAUUCAAUAUGUAGCUACAUUUGAAAAUGCGGAAAAACUUUACUCAUACGUUUUGAACUCACCAGUGAAAUCCAUCUUGACGAGACACCUUCACCAGCAGCAUUGGACAUUCACAUAACGAACAAAACAUGUGAUGCGGCAAAAGACCUCUCCUUUGCAUCCAUAACACAGUUUUUUGUUUGUGUUUCAGUGAGUUCUUUGCGCGCAACAAUUGGGGAUGAUGAGCCGAAGAAAGGCAGCUUCAGCCACCACUAACAUCAACAAGGAUGUAUCUCAAAAUAUUGUCCCUGCUUCCCCAACUGGCGUUCACGAGGUGAGACAGCUACAGCAGCUUCUUGACUUAGAGAGGGAAAAAGGGGCCCUACGAGAUGAAACCAUUAAAAUCCUGAAAGAUGACAAAGCCUUCCUCCAGGGAGAACUGUCCAAGAAGGAUGAAUUCAUUCGCAAUGUCAUCAUUGUCAAAAAAGAACAAGAAUCUGGUCCCAGCUGCUCAAAUGUAAAGCAGAUGACCCCUUCAAUGCCUUCCAAAAUGGAUAUUUCUGAUCAGUCAGCUGAUGAUUCAGAUGAGACCUCUGCCCUUUCCGACUCUUCAAUUGAUUCAGCUCCUAAGAGAGGCCCAGUGGAUUUGGUUCUCAAAAGAGGCCCAGAGAAACGGAAGAGAUGCGCUUCGAAACACUCACCUUCACACAGAGAUGGGAAAGCAGCCACAGCCAGUGACAUGCUCUGUCGUGUAAGAGUGAGAAACACCAGAAGCAUCAUUGCCAGAUAUAAGUUGGCUCUUCAAGCCUUCAAGCAGGGAAAUUCUAUGAGGGCUGCUUUUGACUCUGUUGGACUGGACCGCACAACAAUUGCCCGUACUGCUCCAGUCGCCGAGUUGCACCUGGCAGCGCCAGAUGUGCUAAAGGGUUUAGGCCCCUGGAACGAGAAGGUGGAGAAGCUGUCCUCUUUUGUUGAGAGGUGCCGUUCUGUCAUGACCACUGAUAUUAAAAAUAAGAUAUCACAAAUGAAAAUAGACGGAGAGCUGUUGCCCAUUGCUGGUUAUAAGUAAAGUUACUCAAUGUCGCUGCUCCACCUUUUGGUCUUCUGUUGUUCAUUUGUUCAAGCAUGGCGCUAGAAAUGCUCAAGUUGUGGUUUUGAUUCCCACUGGGACCGUGUUAAUAUUUGCACUCAAAAUACCUUUGAAAGUUUUGGGAUAACAGCUAAGUAGAUAAAUAGCAUAUAUUUUUUAUGAAAACAACUUGUGGUCUUUGGUUGCGCAUUUGUUGUAUGGUUGUUGUUGUGUUAUUCUAUUUUAGUUUUUGUCACAAAGGUCUUGGUAGCCAGUUUAUAUUUUGUUUUAUUUAAUUUUGAAUGAGUGAAAAAACUAAAUGGUAAGGUUGUAAGAAAUGUGAAAAGUGAAGGGGCCUGAGUACUAUCCAAAUACACUGUAUAUUGGCCAUAUAACUCUGGCCUGUUUUUGUCACGCAAUGUCUUUGACUUUUCUUGCCUUUCCUUUUUGGACUAUUUAUGGUCAAAUAUUCUAAAAGCCAAAUUGCCAACCAGAAUUUUGUGGCCAUGUAUUUUAUGAUUCUCAAAUGGAA
Molecule: messenger RNA, 1753 nt
Organism: Esox lucius (northern pike)
Lineage: Eukaryota; Metazoa; Chordata; Actinopteri; Esociformes; Esocidae
Product: coiled-coil domain-containing protein 106-like
Exons: 5
Coding region: 391-1221 (276 amino acids)
Cellular component (GO): nucleoplasm
Source: RefSeq, a predicted model, not a curated record